GUCUCGGGCCAAAGGGGAGAGCCUGAUAUCCGACACACCUCCUCCGAUCUAGCUAGGCUCCUCCUCACCCACUCCUCUUCGCCGCGGCAUCUCACCCACCGUCCCGCUCACGGCGCCGCGCCGUACCUCCCCGCCGGCCGCCGCCGCCGCCGCUGCCCCCGCCCCAGCCCACUCCCCUUCCCCGCCGCAUACGGGGCGCUGCACCUUAGCCCCUCCCACCGUCUCAUGGUCGCGCUCCUACGGCCUUCGUUCCCGACCCUGCUCCCGCCCUGCUGCUCCUAUGCCUGGGUAACGCCAGCCGGUCGCCUCCGCCUAUGCCCUCGUCGCCGUGGCCUGCUCAAAUCGUCUCCGCCGGCAGGCCCUCCUCCGCGCCCCCGUGCAGAUCGACGCCUCCUCCUCCUCCUACAGAUGGCCGCCGCGUUGUCCAACCAUUAGACGCCGGCAAGCUUCUACUUUGGGGUCAAGAUGAUCAGCGCCACUAGCUUUUCUACCUGUGUGCCUGAAUACGAUGUUCCUGCUGUUGACGAAGCAGUGGAUACAUCAUGGAAGAGGGAACCGCCUUGGAAGGCACUUUUCCCAUCCACAGCACAACAAAGGCAUCCAACUAUAUGCUCCGAUGGCUCUUGUGAUGCUACUGUAGCGCUGCUUCAGUCAACUAAAGAUGUUGCCACAAAGAGAGUGUCACACAUACUGCAAAAGUUAAUAUGGUUGGUUCUGACAAGCAUCUUGUGAAGCACUUGCAAGUGUAAGUUGCUAGGCUAGAAGCAGAGAACUAAGGACCGCCUGCCAUGCCUCCUCUUCCGAGAUCUGCAUAAUUGAGGACAGGAAAAUUAGACAGCCCUAGGUGGGAACUACGUGCAGUUUGGUGUGUUUGAGCUUUAUGGUGACAGAGCACUUGUGGAUGCGCUUGAUAUAUCUUUAAAGACGACCCUGUCAAUACCAUUGUCUGGUAUAGACAUUUAAAAAGGAGAUUUGAUGGCACUAUGCAGGUGGCAGCAUUGUCAUUCAUCAUGGUGUACAUGAGGGCUGUUGAUACGCCGGAUAACUGCUGGUUCUGAGUGUUGGUACACGCAUGGGUGCAGUUCCACAUCUUCAUGCACAUCGGGUGGAACUUCAGGAUCCCUGAAGCAUCACUCCACCAGCCGGUCAUGCCCCUGAAGAAGUGAAACUGGGAGAUUGCCAUGCCACCCAUUUACAGCAUGGUAUGGUCACGACCUUAGUUCAUUUCUUUAGCAUGUUGUAUUCUUGUGGUCUGAAAUGCGCAAUGCUUACUAGAAUGCAUUAUGGUUGUGGCCACGGUGAUCUUGCUUUGCUCGGACGGUCUAGAUAGAUUGUCGCUGGAUUAUUUCAUUUGCAUGCACAGAAUAAGAAUAUACAUCUUGCCUCUGUCGCGGUCCAUGCCAUGCCAACACCUUGGCAGCGGCCUGGUUCCCUGUCCAACCAACGUGCCAAAUGUGACGGCGAAGACCUCCCGUGCAGUAGCAGCGCUGAUGUCAUUGACAGCGGCUGUUGACACACAGGCCUACCGGGGGCUGGAUUCCAGAUAGAAGAAAUGUUGAAUCACAGCCUUUGCAGCACCACCUCUUUUCUUCUUGAGAUGGAAGAAAUCCAAGCUCCCCACAUAACAUAUACAGAGCUCUCCCUGAGUCCCAGGCCUCGUUUUUUGCUCCGGGGCAAUUUCUUUUUGCUCCAUGCCCACCGAGUGCAUCUUCUCUUGGUCCUUGUGCUGCGAGCACCGAUAUCUGCAAGUGAGAUUGCUCGGCUCCUCACACAAGCCUUUGGUUAGACCAAAACAGGUCAUACAUAGCGGAAGCAGGAAUUGCUUGGGCGAUGGGCUUAACCAUGAUCUCCUUUCCUUCCAGUCCACUGACAAGAAGGGUUCCAGUUCGAGCGAACCCAGGAUUGUUUUUCCACAAGCGGUCUCUGGUGUACUCAAAGCAUUGUGUUACUGAACCAAGGUAUUUACCAUUGGUCGUUCGUUGCUGCAACCCUAGCGCCUGCGUCACCACAUGCUUGACGGCAGGUCUCCCUAGUGUUGUUGCUGGACAUGAUAGAUAGACGACUUAUCCCGGUUAACCAUCUUCCCGGGAGCGGCCUCGUAAAUAUGCAGGAUAUGACCGACCUCGGCCGCACCUUGUGAUGUACUCCCUCCUUCCGGAAAUACUUGUCAUUGAAAAUGGAUGUAUCUAGAUGUAUUUUAGUUGUAGAUACAUCCAUUUCCAUCCAUUUUGAUGACAAGUAUUUCCGGGAGCCACCUUGAUGCCACGGAUUCGCCAUUGCUGGGAUCACCGUGUCCGUGUCCGUGUCCUUGACCUUCAACUUUGAUGCUAUGAGUUUUACAAAGUUGUCACAAAACCCCAACAGGGCAGGAAUGGUAGUUUGAAGGAGAAUUCUUGUGCGUUGCAUUCCAGCAGAAUUGGAGACAGAGAGGAGUCUGGAAGCAGAGCGUCAAAUUCCAUUUCCAGCACGAAUUAGAUAUAAAGAGGGGGGCCUAUAUGCAAAGUAGCAGGGGAAUUUGCAAGCAGCUGACAGCGGGUCCUAUGGGCCAACGGACACUGGGACGGAAAAGGCGGACGGCGUUGGCAAGCCCACUGGCCGUGGCGAGACGCUGACGUGCGGGCCAGCUUCAGGCUGGGCCCGCACGUCAGCCACAGCUGCCCGCGAACCGACAUAGCCGCCCUCCGUUAAAUGGGGGCAGGGAGCGGGACGGCGGUUACUGUUUUGUUUCGGUGCCGUCCCCGUCCCCGUCCCCAAUCCACCCCCUCUCCCUCUCCCGAGCCCGAGCCCGAGGCCGAUCCCCAAUCCCCACCCAAUCCGGCGAUCCCCACCCAAUCCCGCCGCCGCCCGCCGCCUCCAUGGAGGAGGAGGAGGCCCUCGACUCCUUGCCGGGGGAGCACACGCUCGUCGCGGUGCUCCGCCGCCACGCCGAGACCGGCGAGCUCCCGGCGUGGGUCCACGAGGUGAACGUCUACGCUGCCAGCCCGGUCCUUCUCACCGCCGACCGCAAGAAGGUCAUCGCGGAGGACGGAUCCACCGCUUGGUUCUUCCUCUACACCCCCGCGCGCAAGGAGGGCUCAUCCUCCCGCUGCAGCCGCAAAGCGGGCGGCGCGACCUGGAUCGAGGAGCGAACCAGGCCCGUCGAGAAGGCCGGUGCCGACGGCGGCUGGGUCGUGAUCGGACACGCGAGUACCUUCACCUACGGCAAGCGGACAAAAGGCCCCGACAAGAAGAGGAGGACGGAGCGGCUCGGAUGGAUUCUCGUUGAGGUCCGCCUCCCAGGCGAGACGAUGUGCUGCGCCAAGCUCUACCGGUCGCCCAGGAAGACGUCUGCGGCCGCUCCUCCUCCUCCCGCGGCUCCUUCGGCCGCGGUGAACGCUCCUCCUCCUCCCGCGGCUCCAGAGGCCGCGGUGAACGCUCCUCCUCCUCCCGCGGCUCCAGAGGCCGCGGUGAACGCUCCUCCUCCUCCCGCGGCUCCAGAGGCCGCGGUGGUACCUGCUCCUCCUCCCGCGGCUCCUGAGGCCGCGGUGGUGCCCCCUCCCCCUCCCGCGGCUCCAGAGGCCGCGGUGGUACCUGCUCCUCCUCCCGCGGCUCCUGAGGCCGCGGUGGUGCCCCCUCCCCCUCCCGCGGCCCCAGCGGCGGUGGCGGUGCCCCCUGCCCCGGCACCAGCACCAGCUCCAGCCCCAGCGCUGGCCGCGCCCGCACCUCCAGCACCAGCUCCAGUCCCAGCGCUGGCCGCGCCCGCACCUCCAGCACCAGCUCCAGUCCCAGCGCUGGCCGCGCCCGCACCUCCAGCCCCAGCGCUGGCAGUGCCCGUUCCUCCAGCCCCGGCACCAGCCCCGGUGGCUCCUCUGGCUCCAGCAGCACGCUCUCCCCCAGCUCCAGCAGCACACUCUCCGACGCCGGUGGCUCCUCCAGCACCCGCAGAUUCCAGUCCGGACAAGACCUGGGUAAACGUGCUGGUCUCCAAAUUCCCCACGAAGCUUAGUGACAAGGGCAUGUCGAAGCGGGUCCACAAGUUGCUCCUGCCCUCUGAAGGUGGCUUCGACUCUCCCCCCGCCAAGAGAAGGCUGCUCAGCUGCACUGGCUGGCUAAGCAUCAACACUCUCGAGGGAUCAGCUUAGCUACAAGGAACCUUAGUGUGCACCUAAUCUCAUUGCUCUGGAUUACUCAAUCGUAGGUUUACAUUCAAACCUGUCGUCUCUGCUUCACAAUGAAAGUGCAGGAUUCCCUUGACAAGAAGUUGCGAUAUAGAUGAAAUAUUCCUUGCUAUUCAAAGUGAACAACCCUGAAUGUAAUCUGUAGUUUCCUUGUCUUUCUGUAGUGAAAACUCUGAAUAUAAUCAGUAGCUUGAUGAAAAUUUACCUUCCAACUUGAACUUGUCUUCUAUCUUGAUGAGUGUGGUUGUAAUGAAAGUGCGGGAUUCCGUCGACAGCAAGUUGCCAUAUAGAUGAAAUAUGUCUUGCUAUCUUCUGCUUUAUCAUUCGGAUAUUGAUUUCUACCUCCUUCGGGGGAGCAAUGGCACCAACAUUAGUUUACAUUUCAAGAUUCUGAAAUGUAUAUGCUGUCUCUCGAGGGUUCGGCUUAGCUUUCUCUGGAUCAUAUUGUUCAUGUUCUUAGCAGCAAAAAAUGGUUUCAAGAUUCUGAAAUGUAUAUGCUGUCUCUCGAGGGUUCGGCUUAGCUUUCUCUGGAUCAUAUUGUUCAUGUUCUUAGCAGCAAACAAAUGGUUUCAAGAUUCUGAAAUGUAUAUGCUGUCUCUCGAGGGUUCGGCUUAGCUUUCUCUGGAUCAUAUUGUUCAUGUUCUUAGCAGUAAACAAUGGUUUCAAGAUUCUGAAAUGUAUAUGCUGUCUCUCGAGGGUUCGGCUUAGCUUUCUCUGGAUCAUAUUGUUCAUGUUCUUAGCAGCAAACAGUGGUUUCAAGAUUCUGAAAUGUAUAUGCUGCCUUGGAGGAAUGGCUGGGUAGCAGUAUGGAUGUCCAUACUGGGAGACAAUUUUUGUCAAUGUAGAAUUAGUAUGAAUGUAGAUAUACUCCCUCUGUAAACUAAUAUAAGAGCGUUUAUAGAUCACUAAAACAGUAAUCUAAACACUCUUAUAUUAGUUUACGGAGGGAGUAGUUUAUAUUGGGAAAUAUCUUGCUUGUAAGGUAUAUCUGCUCCCAAACUGCUUUAUGAAAUCUUUUUGUAUUGGACUCGGCAAGAGUCAAGUAGAUAAUAACACUACAACAUUGAUACAACUGCUGUCUGUUUUAUUUUGCAUUUAUUUGAUAACUCUUAUAAAGAAAAUUUUAGCCGUGACGAGUAGGAAUGGAGACAUGUUAGGCUUUCAACAGGGUGAAGUUUCCCAUCUCAUGCCAUCAUGGUUUGUUUAGCCUUUUCUGAAUAAGUUCAUGGUCUUGGUCACUCCUUUCUAUCAUCAACUCUGAUCCUGUGGUAGCCAACUCUUAUCUUGUGCAGACUGUGGAGUUGGCCGAUAUGCUCAUGUCACUGAACCAUCACAGCCAACUGGAAGCAUAUGUCAAUGUCCUGAAGGAACUACCCAGUUCUGAAUAAACUCACUCUCAACCUACAGAGUUUCGGUUUGUAUUUAGCAGGUUCACUGUCGACCAAGAGCUCAAAAACAAUAACAUCCAACAGUGAAUUUACAAGUUGGCAUUCAAACCUUGGUCGUUCCAUCCAAACAACAGUGACUAUCCAUCUUACCCUCUGGAGUCUGUUUUACAGUGAACACCCAUUUGCAUCCAAUUGCUCUUUUUCCUGCUGGGAGUGGGAGAAGAUCCCACGUCUUGUUCUUCUGAAGUGCACCAAGCUCCUCCUUCAUCGCGUCUAUCUUUCCACCGGGGGAAGCAUCUGCCUGGAUGUCUUGAUGGAGAGCUGCGUGGAUCUGCGCAAUGGACAAUUUCAAAGGUGUGUGUCGUCACCCUCUUAUUAACUAACCUGAACACUGAGGAAGAAGCUAUGGUUCAAAGGAUUCAAAACCGCCGCCUCUGUUUUUGUUCCCUGUCUCCGCCAUCGUCUCUUCCCUGCCUCCGUGACCGGCUCCUCCACUGACCACAUGUGCCCGUGGACUUCCACAGGCGAUCCCUCCUCCUCUGACCACAUGUGGCUCGCCAGCACAGCUGCUCGAUCGAUUGUUUCAGCUGGAUUGUGUACAUAAAUCAUGAGACUUUUCAGCCUACUCUUGUUGAGAUCAGCAUAUGGCCUGGAUAUGUAUGUCGAUGCAAGUCACACUUCAGGCUAUCCAUUUCCAGCCAGUUAAUCAGUAUGCACUUUUGGCAGCUCAUGUGUCUCAAUCUUACAUCGUACACAUGUACUGGCAUUUGACAUGGAGCACUGCAGUUCGCAUGUUCCAUUGCAUGGUAAAAUGAGGACACCGGGGAUAGCCCGAUCGAUUGAUUGAACUGGAGGUACCACAUCUUAUUCCACUGGUUCCUUCGAGCAUCGGCCAGAUUCUCUUGUGUGUGCAUUGGAUAACUUCCUAGUGACUGGGCAGCUUUUUGUUUCAUGAGAUUAACAGUUUGAGUGGAAGCGUAACUUAUCUCUGGUUGCUUUUUUGUUCACCAACUGCCUACCACACCUUGAGCAGAUUGCAUAUGUGCUGGUGUUUUACUGUCGGCUCAUCCUUCAGAGUUUCGGUUCCCAACUCGGCAGGUUCACCUAUUGACAAACUCGAAAACAAUUCACAGCCAACAGCAUUCAGAGGUUCAGCUGGCCGUUCCAUCCUAAUCCAAACAACAAAAGUGUUCGGGGAGCCUCCGUCUUGGUAUCUCGACGUAGUACUGUGCCGUUGUGCAUGGAUCCCAUCAAAGGACUCCCACCCCCAACAAAAUGCCGAGGAGGAAGUUAUUCCCUCCGUGCCAAAAUAACAGCGGCUCCUUGGGAGAGUUGCUCCAACCAUCUUCCCGGAUUUGGUAUACGUGUGCGCUCAAAUCAUCUUGUAAACUAUCAAGUGAAUGAAUUGUACUGUCCAUUGUCUCCUGAUUUCAGAGAAGAGCAGUUUUUCACCGAUAAACAGAGGCCUUGCAUAACAGUUUAGUCUUCUGGCUUUGUGGCCCUGGUCAUUGUCUUGUCAGUGGGCGUCUCAACUGUACUCUCUCUUGUUUCCCCAGUGUCUGAUUGUGUAAUAUUUCCCACUGCUUGAUGCCACAGUGUACUUGUAUUCUCAGUAAGCACAAAGGAAUUGUACUUUGUAUUCUUUGUGCUGCAGUGCAGGUGGCCUCUUACAGUUUAGAGGUGACUGUUUUUCGAACUUAUCUGAAUUUUGUUUCAUGCA
Molecule: messenger RNA, 7265 nt
Organism: Triticum aestivum (bread wheat)
Lineage: Eukaryota; Viridiplantae; Streptophyta; Magnoliopsida; Poales; Poaceae
Product: vegetative cell wall protein gp1
Exons: 17
Coding region: 2856-4121 (421 amino acids)
Biological process (GO): regulation of DNA-templated transcription
Molecular function (GO): DNA binding
Source: RefSeq, a predicted model, not a curated record